GGUACUCGCUUUGCACAACGCACCUACCAUUCUGUCAUCACUCGGUUGCGUGUUGGGAGGUUCAAAAAAUAUGUUCUAAUACUUGUCGCUGGAGUUCGAAUCCAGACAAUAAACAAUUCAAUGAUAAAUAGACUGCCCAAGGUAUGUUCAUACCAGAUACUUUAAGAAGCUGUAUGAUCGAGACGGACGUAUCUUCUUAUUUACAAACAUCAUCGACGGGACAGGAUGAAUUUCACCCCUUCAUUGAGGCGCUGCUGCCGUACGUCAAGUCAUUUUCUUAUUCCUGGUUCAAUUUGCAAGCAGCCAAGCGGAAAUAUUAUAAAAAACAUGAAAAGCGCAUGUCGCUGGAAGAAGAAAGACACUGCAAGGACGAAUUACAGAAUGAGAAGACAGAGGUAAAACAAAAAUGGGCUUCACGUCUGCUGGGAAAACUACGAAAGGAUAUUACGCAAGAGAGUCGGGAGGAUUUUGUUCAGUCAAUAAUCGGGAAACGUAAGUCGAUUUGCGUUCUUUCGAAUCCGGACCAAAAGGGCAAAAUGCGUCGUAUCGAUUGCCUUCGCCAAGCGGACAAGGUGUGGCGGCUUGACUUGGUUAUGGUCAUAUUGUUCAAGGCCAUUCCGCUGGAAAGCACCGAUGGAGAACGCUUGGAGAAGAACCCAGAAUGCCUACAUCCAUUGCUUUGCGUAAAUCCAUAUCACAUAAAUGUCUCUGUGAGAGAACUAGACCUGUACUUGGCCAACUUCAUAAACACACACAACGCAACGAUUAAUCAGCAUCCUUCAGCAAUUGUCACCAGAUCUCCACAGUUGACCUUAUUUACACAUCGCAGCGGAAAUCACCAGUCAGUGGAGAGAAAAGACGAUAGCGAUAGCAUUGAAAUGAAAAACGAAGUCCUGCGACACAAUCCCUACAAUGGUGUAGUGUGCAACGAUAUUAUCCUAGCCACGGGGGUAUUUUCAUCACAAGAACUUUGGUCGCUGUCUAAAGAUUCAAUUCUAGAUGAGGCAAGCACAAAUAGUUUGCACUCGAACAUAAUCAAGAGGGAAAACAUGGGAGCUGCGUACGACUGCAAUACAUAUCACCUGACUUCCGAUUCACCAAUUUCCGGCGGUAUUCAGAGCAUAGGCCAGGCUGGUGCCGGCGUUGUGGCUGGAACUGUUGUUGCCAAUCCCAUUUCUGGUGUUUACAGCAUUGACUUUGUGGAUCAAAGGAAUGGGUCGGGUGAAGUCUGCAAAGUUGACCACAGCAGCUCGCCGCCCACUGUAAACGUUACAUCUCGGCCAAGCACUUCGAACACCGAGAAUUGUGCCGGCAGCAAUUCAACCGGGGAGUCGACUCCUACAUCGGAUUCGGUCAUUUCGCUGCACCGCUAUACUUCGUUGAAUAGCAGGCCUUUAUCACAGAUUCGCACAACUGAGGGAAUAAUCCACCACAACUGCUCGGCAUUGCUAGCGACAUCGGCUAGCCCUGUUAACACAUUGUAUUACCCGCAACACUGCAGCAACCCACGUCCGUCACCAACGACGGCUGGAGGAACAAACGAAGACGACCAAGGUCAGCAGCAUCACCACCACACCGAGAAGUACACAACGGAGGCGGAAUCUCAUGAUAUAUCUGACUUUGUCACUUACGUUUGCCAAGAUUCUGGCCACUCCGCAACAAUUGCGGCAGCGAGCUCUGCGGAAAACCAUUCGUUUCAGCACUCACAUCCGCACUCACAUGGCCAUUCUGCACACUCGCAUGGGCACCCGUCUCAUUUUCAAAUCCAUCAACAGUUGCGCAAUUCUAAACUGGCAUCUGCAUCGCCACAUUAUCAAAUGUUGCCACCCAUGCUUCCACCUAUGGCCCGGCCUGUUGCCAUUAUCCGAUCUAGCAGUGAUCUAGCAAUGGUUCAGUCACCGCCGCCAUCAUCCGACUCUUCCGUGGCAAACCAGUGUUUACCAAAAAGUGCCUUGGACGACGACGAGAAUAAUGCGAAUGCUAUUGAAAGCACAAAUAGUCCACUAAACACGGACACUGGAGCCCAUAACGCCAGUUGCACUCCUCUGGUCGUAGCAGCAGUUUCACCGACGCAAACUCAGUCCCAGGAAGCAACAAGUCCCCAAGUUUGCAUUGAAACCGGCAGAUGUAAAAUAUCACCAAGCUCAGCCAGCGCCAGUUCUAUAACUCGAAUUGCUGCACCAAUGUAUCCUACAUCAAACGGUCGGGAGUUUUUCAAUCAUUUUCAUUCCCAGCCAACGUCGCUGCUUGGAUACGCUGGAUCCAUCUCCACCAUGUCUGGCGUUAUAAGCCCAACAAACUUAAGCCUAUAUUCUGCCCCAACUAUGGCUGUAACCUCUGCUCAUCGACCUGGAACGCGGACCCGAUGGAACGAAGACGAGCUCAACAUAAUUCCACACUCUGUAUCUAGUACAAAUAUAGAAAAUACGCAGGUUAUACUUAUGGAGGAUUCAAGUCGUUACAUCGAUGAGUAUUCUGCUAAUCCAAAUCGUGACUAUGUCUCAUGAUCCUACGUCAAGACAUCGUGAAGCGGACUUAUACUUACACUCUUAAGGCUUGGGCAUGCCAAACUAUUCACUAAAUAUAUAAGAUUUGAAUAUAAGUAAUUAGACAUACUUCCCUCACCCAAUAUGAACGAACAGGUCUGUGGCGGAUUUCUUAGCGAAAUUUGAAUUCGACAUGAUUUAGUCCUUUCCUGAACUGAACAAGUUAUGUUUAAAACGUCCGCCACUGAACACAUACCAGUCAUGAAUCCUAUUCUGGUGUAUUGGUAUCUGCACCUGUAGUAAAAAAUAUUAAACUCUCAUAGACUGGGGUUCUUAUGCAGAACUCUUUUUUACCGUCACUAAAAAUCAGAAUGAAUCGAAUCCUUGAUUGACAUAUGAGAAUCUGAGUGCCUACACAAAUUUGAAAGUAAUGAAGAUAUGUUCUCGCUGAACUUUGGUCAAAUAUCUUUAUUUCUUCAAAUUUAUGCACGCAACUCUCUUUCAUUAAGGGUUUGGUUAAAAAGGUUUGUUUGUAUAAACUAUUAGGUCGAUUCUGGUUAUUGGUUGCUGUGCAAUUCUCAAUAUUUUCCAUAGCAAGGCUUUUUAUACGCACUCAGUCUCGGUCCGACUGAAAUGCUAUUGACUUUAUUGAGAAUUGAAUUAGUUGCGAACUGCAAAGAUUUGAAAACGAAGUAAGGUUAUCUGUUACUAUAAAAAGUUGAAUAACUGUGAAGACUUAAUAUUUGAUAAAAAAAAAAAACUACACGGACAAUAGUAGAUUAAUUUAAAAAAUAGCCGUAAUGGAGCUGAAUUGAAUUCACAUCAAAUAAGUAUAUGGUAUUUAUGGAUAGUAAAACCUUGAACAACGAAUUCAAUCGUUGGUUAUCUAACAAAAAAAGAGUAAAAUUUCGAAUUGGAUCUCUGAACAUUAAAUUAAACAGAUGAAAUUGUGCAUGUAUGCACCACCCACUUUUCUUAACACUAUUUCGGAAUUUGAUUUCAUUCGUAUUUUUUAUGAGAAAAUAACUAAAAAUAACUCUUUUGUCAAUGUUAUUAAAGACACUACUGUCGGUUAUGGUUUUCCUAAUCUAAAUAGUAAUACCCAAUGCGAGAUUAGAAUGUGCCUACAUAUGUACAUGCUCAGCAUAGCCAAAAGUUUGGUCGAUUUGCGGCUAUAAAUAUAUGUAUGUAUGUAUGAUUUAUGAAAUACCUAAAGAAUAGAUUUCAAUAUACAUAAAUGUAUUCUUAUUCAAAAGUCAAAUCUGUAUUUUUUAACACUGAAAGCAAAAAAUAUGUUCGCUUGUUUUCAAAAUAUUAUCAUUUACAUACAUAUAUCCAAUGCAUUUGUACAUGUGUAUGCACAUGCAGAUCUUAUAUACAAUUCAUAGAAUUAGUAUUAAAAUAGACUUAUUGGACUAAAUAGUGUUAGCCGGUUAAUUAUACAGAGCGUGUACAUCGUAUGUAUAAGCAUAUAUAUAUACAACAUAUAUGCAUACUACAAUAUAAAUUUAAAUUUUGGCGAAUUUUCUAUAUGCUGAUAUCAAUAAAAGCAGGACCGAAACACAAUUUUGUACACCUUUGCCAACAAUUUUCUGAAAUGUUCGUAACACUCCAGCGAAUCUGUUCGUCACUCUUCACACUAAAUUUGUCUUUCAACAAUACUAAAUGACUUGUGUAUAAUGAUUCAUAAGAUUCUUUCUAUCAUAGAUUCGGGUCAUUAUGCAAUAUUUGAGGAAAACCUAUCUAGAGGAAAUGUUAAAUCAGUCAGAAAGAUUUUCAGUCCAGAGCUCAUUGAUAUCAGCAAAGGUUGCAAGAAUUUCCAUCCUAUGUACACACGAAUGAGAAAGAAAGAACUCUUAAAAUCGUGUAAUAUUUUAACCAUGUAUUAGUACAAUAAUAGUCAUAAGAGAAGAAGAUAACGGACAACGGGCAUGUGCAAAAAAGAAAAAAUGUAAUAAUAUUUAUAGUACGUUUACGAAUUGGCUGUGAAUAUAAUCUUAUGCUAAUGCUAAAAGUGUAAUUUAGUAUCAAACUCUAUACUGAGUAACACAUUUUUCUUUCCCGAAUGGCACCAGCGCCCAACAAGAAGAAAUGGAGAAGACCUCAAUCUCUCUGCACAUCAAAUUCUGUCUUAAAAAAAAAGUCAGUUUUAUUUGAUUCAUUAUACAAUGGUAAGCAUAAAUGGCAAAAUGAUAAAACUUAUUAGAAUUAUCACAAAUCGGAGCAAAUUAAAAUUGAGCUUGCCUAAGAAUUGACUUCUCAACUUUACACCCAGAAAAGAAUGCCAUUGUUCUUUAGCACUAGAGCCAUUCGGAAAGAAAACGAUGACCUGAAAUUUGUUGCUCAGUGUUACAAGUGCUUAUUAUUAACGCCUAUAUAUUAUAAAUAAAUAAAUAUAUA
This is a messenger RNA of Drosophila willistoni, 4886 nucleotides long. RefSeq names its product nuclear factor 1 X-type (gene NfI). Gene Ontology annotation, cellular component: nucleus. The record is from RefSeq and is a predicted model, not a curated record. Gene Ontology annotation, biological process: regulation of transcription by RNA polymerase II. The transcript is spliced from 9 exons. Gene Ontology annotation, molecular function: DNA-binding transcription factor activity, RNA polymerase II-specific; RNA polymerase II cis-regulatory region sequence-specific DNA binding. Bases 144 to 2507 code for a protein of 787 amino acids. NCBI's taxonomy places the organism in Eukaryota, Metazoa, Arthropoda, Insecta, Diptera, Drosophilidae.